Messenger RNA from Scomber scombrus (Atlantic mackerel), 3769 nucleotides. RefSeq names its product zinc finger protein 729-like. Gene Ontology annotation, biological process: regulation of transcription by RNA polymerase II. Bases 663 to 3503 code for a protein of 946 amino acids. NCBI's taxonomy places the organism in Eukaryota, Metazoa, Chordata, Actinopteri, Scombriformes, Scombridae. Gene Ontology annotation, molecular function: DNA-binding transcription factor activity; RNA polymerase II cis-regulatory region sequence-specific DNA binding. The record is from RefSeq and is a predicted model, not a curated record. The transcript is spliced from 10 exons.
UAGCACUAAGAGCUAAAUGCUGCAGUGUUAUUCAUGCUUUCAUUAAACACAUACUUCAUUUUUUAUUACAUGCACAUUGGCGACGCUGAGACUCGGCUUUCUGUGUUAAAGUUGACGUGGUGUUGUUUUUAAUCUGCCAUGAAUGAGGAACCCUCUUGUAAAUGCCCUCACCGUCUAAUCAUUUACCUAAAGUCAACCAUGGACGACAACAUGGGAACCAACCCAGUGUAAAUGAUGAAUGCCUUCACAGGGAUGGAAGUCACUGUGGAAAUAAUCCUUUUCUUGGAGAUGAGUAGUUUCACUGCAGAUAAAAACUGAGAAUGAGGAGUGUUGAUUCUUAGGUUGUAGCUGAAGCUGCAUGGAUUCCCGUACAGCCAAAAAAAGUUAAAUUGUGCUGUGGUGACAAGACUCUCAGACUGCAGCAGACAAACCUCAAAGACACCAGACACACACACAACAAAGACAGGAAACAUUUCUGCCAACUUUGUAAGAAAGAAGUCAGCUAAAGUCACCUGCACCUACGCACUAAGAAACAUCACAGAGGAAUCAAACUGCUUGAAUGUAUCUAUUACCCUUUCUAAACUCUUUGAUUGUCCGCCUACGAAGCCUCACUAGCGUGUGAAGUCUGUUAUGAAAUCACAUGCUACAGAGAGACAACUGUCAUGACCAACGUACAAGUAGAAGAGGAGGCAGUGGGUGGUUUGAUCAACUCAGAGGGAGAAGAGGUAGAAUGGGAUCCUGCCAGCUCUGGAGACAUUCAUGAUGUGCAUCAGACUGAUGAUCAGCAGCUGGACAGAUGCAUGGAUCGGUCUUGCUGUCGGGUGUGUGGGAAGAAGUUCUCGAACAGCGGAGCUCUGCAACGACACCAGAGGUUGCACGCAGGAUCCAAACGUCACAAAUGUUCCCAAUGUGGGAAAGGGUUCAGUUUACUCAACAGACUGAGGAGACACCUUUUAAUCCACACCAAAGACAAACCUCUUACGUGUCCACUGUGUAACGAGAGAUUCUCCCACGAGGACAGACUGAAGGAACACCUCGGCACACACAGGUGGUCCGCUGAAACCGAGGAUGCAGCUGAGGCUUUGGAUGGAAGAGGAAAACCUGCUGGAAACCUGAUUAACUCAGAUGUUAAUGUGGAUAAGAAUCCUGAUGGAAAGGCUCCUGCUGCGAUGACAUUACCUGGUGACACACACACAGCUACAUCAACCAAACCUGAACCCAGCUAUUCUCUGAAAACAGCAACACACAGGAAACGUCAGAAGAAAACUGAGGCUGAGAAACUCUUCAGCUGCACAGACUGCAGCAAGGACUUCCAGAGCGUGUACGCCAGAGACCGCCAUCUGAGAGAGAAACACGGCAAACACCAGCGUCACACGUGCAGCGACUGCGGACGGACUUUUAGAGGGAAUCGAAUUUUGAUAGUUCAUCAGCGGAUCUACCAUCCAGCACCAGCAGCAGAUGUGGAGCAGCAAGAAGGGCGCAGGGCUCCGAAGACCUACAUGUGUUCAACGUGUGGGAAGCAGUUCCCUACCAGUGCUUCUCUGAGCAGGCAUCUCAUUAUUCACUCAGGGAAGAAACCGUACAAGUGCACUUUGUGUGGAACAGGUUUCACACAGAUCGGAAACCUCAAAACACACCAGAAGAUUCAUAAAGAGAAAUUAACCAACCCAGCAGCUUUAGAAGAAAGUUCCACUCAACCCGAAGAAGCACCAUCAUCAGUGGAUAUCUACUUUUGUCACCUGUGUUGGACGCAAUUUUCUGAAAAACAACAGCUGGAGGAACAUUUGAAGCAAGUCCAUGAAUCAGAGAAACAGUUCCCCUGCACACAUUGUGGCAGGAGAUUCUCAUGUGUUCAGAAACAGAAAGAACAUGAGGUGGGGCACGAGGGUCUGAAGCCCUACCAGUGCUCACAGUGCGAUAAAGGUUUCCAGACUUUAAAGGGGCUAGAAAACCACAAGCGAGAUCACACAGGAGAGAAACCUUUCCAGUGCGUUGUAUGCAGUAAAAGAUUUAAGCAGGAGUCCACUCUGAGAGCCCACUACACGACGCACUCUGGAGAGCGGCCCCACCUCUGCUCCAUCUGUGGGAAAUGUUACACGAGACCCGAAGAGCUCAAAGUUCACCUCAGAGUUCAUACGGGAGAAAAACCGUACCAGUGUGACCAGUGUGGGAAAAGUUUUUACUACAGGCAAGGCUUCAAUAACCACAAGAAGACUCACAACACCAAACCAAUAGGCCCCACCCGGCGGCUCGGCAGACCCAGACAUCAGGGGAGUCCCAGGAAGAAGAGCAGGACCAAGAAGGUCUCACAGGGAGCUCAGUCUGACUCAGAUGGAGAGGACCCAACAUGGGAGCCUCCAGAUGUUGGAAACAGGCCUCGUCAUCACCAUGGCAACCGAGAAAAUCCCGCUGCAGAGAGCCACGUCCAGGAUAAGGAUCACUUAACGGAGAGCUGUCCAACAGAGCAGCCCUCCUGGCCCUGUGGGACUUCCUCUGUGCCUCCAUCCUCACAGGUGGGGCUCAGUCCAUCUCGAAUGCGUAACACCGCAUCAAAGAAGAUGCACCUGAGCAAGAGUGCAGCAGAGAUAAAUCACCAUAAAGAACAGAGACCGGCAGCACAGGACCAGGAUCACAGCAAUGAAUCUACAGAACCUGUUGAUGAACUCAGAAGCUCCAAUGAACAGCUUCAGGAGAAGUCGUCUGAGGAGCCAAAACGGCACCAGGCGCCACGCAGAUCCAAGAAGAACUACGACUGUCCGACCUGUGGAAGAGCGUUCUCUCACAACACCGCUCUGCAACGACACCUUGUGAUCCACUCAGGGAAAAGACCUUUCAAAUGCUUCAUAUGCGGAAGAGGAUUCACCCAGAGUGGAAACCUCAAAACACACAUGAAAGUUCAUAAAGGAGAGUUACCAAAUUGGACAUUAGUCAAAGAGAAGAGUCCCCCUAAAGAGUCUGCUGUCACAGUUCAUAUGUGUGGAGAGUGUGGGAUGGACUUCCCUCAGAAACAGCAGCUGGAGGAACACCGCGAUAGUCACAAGAAGCCUUUCGCUUGUUCCGACUGCGGCAAGACAUUCAAAAACGAGUAUUAUUUCAAACUCCAUCAACGCAGACACUCAGGAGAUUAUCUGUUUUUCUGCUCGGAGUGCGGGAAGAGUUUCCUCACGACAAACUCACUCAAAAAACACAAGUUGACUCACACUGGAGAGAAGAACUUCCACUGCGAGCAGUGCGGAAGGGCGUUCUCGCAGGCCUCCCACCUCAAAGGACAUUUAAAAACUCACAGCGGAGAGCGGCCUUAUCUGUGUUCGAUCUGUGGUAAAAGUUACUCCAAAGCCUACGUUCUUAAGGUUCACCUGCGCGUUCACACUGGAGAGAAACCGUAUACUUGUGAGAAAUGCGGGAAGUGCUUCUAUUACUAUCAAGGUUAUCAAGCGCAUCUGAAGAUUCACGACAAGAAGCCAAAACCGCCAACGAAGCCGCUGGGUAGACCAAAACAAUAACAAGUUAGCCGAAAGUAAUGAAUGACGUCAUCUGGGAAAAUCUACAGUAAUUUGAGCCGACAUACAAUACAAGGAAAAAGUGAAUAAAUCAUUCUUUAUCCUCCUGUUACAAUGUGAAGUAUAAUAAUAAUAAGUGACUGAAGUGAUAGGCAAACCAAUAUGAUAGUGCUCUUAUAUGUGUUACUGUGUGUUCAGCCAUUGUUACUUACAGUUUAUGGGACGAUGGUAUUUAAGACAAUAAACCAUAAUAUUGUGAAUCUUUAUGA